CGCAUUCACGCCCAUUUGAUUUCCUCUCAUACCUAGAUAGAGGAAUUUGAUGAUACCCCUUGUACUCACCUUGACGGUGGUUCAAGUGACUGAUAUCAACGGCAACUAACCAUACGAAUACCAUACACAUCAAUCUCCAGGAAAGCCGUCGCAACCGUCAAUCGCCGAGCUGACUCGCAGGAUUGGCUCCCGCGAUUCACCUGUCUUCGGCCUGGAGCUGAUCCCAACCUUGCCCCAAACAUGGCAGCGACAGACGCCACCAAGAACGGCUCCGCCAAAAAGACGCGGUCGCCCAGGUCAUCCAAAACCCUCAGCAGCAUGAAGCCGCCGCCAACAGUCCACAGCCCGAUCCUGAAGCCGUCGAGCAGGACAGCGUCAAGAUCCGGCGGGUUUUUAUCUCGGUUGUUCGGUUUGUCUAUGAGGUUGUUAGCCUGGUAUGCCAUCCUCACCGUAUUCUUCCGGUGUCCGCCAUCACUCGACCACUGCACUGAGACGACACCUACCGUCUGCGUCGGCUAUUUCCAGCUCAAGCACGUCGUUGUUCCCCAUGUUGAGCCCUAUUACAACACAUACGCUGCGCCCUACGUUCAAACCGUCUGGCCCUACUAUGAAGCUGCCGAUCGGACAGUUCUGACUCCUGCAUGGGGCUAUGCUCAGAAGUACGGCACUCCUGCCGUUGAGAAGGCACAGGUUGUUGGAAAGGCGCAGUGGGAGAAAAACGUACAGCCGCAUCUGGUUCAUUACCAAAAGCUGGCCCAAGCCAAGUAUGACGGCACACUAGCGCAGCACGUCAACCAGGCCCGAGACACCUUGGGCCCAUACUAUGAGAUUGCGCGCACCAAUGCGCUUCAGACAUACCACGACGUAUUUUUACCCACGUACCAGUAUGCUCAACCUUAUGCUCUUCAGGGUUACGCCGCCGCCUCAGCCUUCACGACGCGUCAUGCUGUCCCCACUGCUGUAUGGGCGUGGAACAAAACCUACGCUUUCCUCGACGGCACGGUAUGGCCUCAGCUUCGCAUUCUCUACACCGAGGCGGUCGAGCCGCAGUUGGUAAAGAUCGGGAGGCGACUCGGCAGGUACAACGGCACAGGCACGACACAGAAAGCGUCGGAGACAAUCUCGAAAACGAUUGCAACCAAGGCUACUUCUUCCUUCACCAAACCGACAAUCUCGUCAUCUUCCACCUACUCCGCCCCUCCUAUUCUGAGUUCGGCGAGCUCAUUUGUCAGCUCGGCCGCCUCGGUCGUCAGUGAUUCGAUUUCAUCCGCCUUCAAACCAGCGGCCACACAUUACUCCAAAUUCAGUGAGACCGCCGAACAGGUCGAAGCCCCUGAGCCUGAUGACGAUGAGGAGGAGAAGCGCCGCAUUGCCCGCGAGACGGUUGCAGAGGAUCUCAAGGCUUGGCAGAUGAAAUACACCAAGGCAGCGGACGAAGGUGCUGCGGAGAUCCAGGAGCGCGUCGGUGAGAUCGCCCAUCAGAUGGUGUCGCGUGAAAUACGUAUUCGUGGCGCAGGACUUCUUCAAAGCCUACAGGACACAAUCGUUUCUGAACUGGUUGCACUUCGCGGCAAGAUUCAUGAUGUGGUUGGUUCGGUUCAGAAGGGUCAGGCCACACCUGAGCAAGGCGAGGAACAAAUCGUCCAGAUCAUCCGAGCCUCUGGCCUCGAGAUCAAGAAAAAGGCCAAAGAUGUGCGAUCUUGGCAUGAGUCUUUUGACAUGGAUGUCCGCACCCAGGUUACGGCCGCUGCAGACAGCCAUUUCGAAAUUCUCGGCUCCAUUAAGGAUCUCGCGCUGCAAAAGAUUGGCAUGAAGUGGGCUUGGACUGAUGGCAUCACAUACAAGGACUGGGCCAAGUACCACCUACUCAGAAGCCGUUUCCAAGAAUGGGAGCAGGAUAUGGAGAAACUUGUGGUCUCGCACCCGGGUCUGAUCGAGUGCCAGAACGAGGGACAGGCAAUUGAGGAUCGGGCCAUGGAGUUGGCUACCUCGGCCGCCAAGGAACUUGCUCGAUUGAAGCAGGUUGGGAUGUGGAAGCUCGCUGCACUGGACGAGACCGACGACUUUGACAGCGAGAGCACGCAGGCCACCUACGACGCCAAACAAAGGGCCAAGGCAGAAGCUGCCGCUCGGAAAGAACAGGAGGCAAGCAGUGCACAGCAAGCGGCUGUAGAUAGCGAUGUCGCAGAGAACCCCGAGAAGGUUCUCGAGAACGAGGCGUCGUCUUCUACUAGCACCACCCCAGCUGGUGAGACUGCCGUCGAGGACGCAGCUGCAGUUGAUGUGUCAAUGGAUUCGCCAAAGUCCGCAGACGCAGUUUCUUCGCUCAGUUCGGCUUUCUCCACUGCAUCUGAUAGCAUUGCAAGCGCUGUCAAGGACGCCAACACGGCAUCUCUACCUUCUAGUGCGGGGUUCUCGGCCUCCCGGGAGGAGAAGACACCUGUUGCCGAACCAGAACCAGAACCACUGGUCUCCGUCGAGGCUAUUCCAGCUCUUCCUGAAGUAGCAGCCAACAUUAGUGAAACCACGAAGCCUGAGGCCGGAAAUGCAGAAGAGCACAUCCCAGUCGAGCUUCCGGAAAGCGAAAUCGCGACAGAUGCGAAGCCUAAAGAGCCCCGAGGCGACAAGUCUGUCCCCGUCAAGGCUGAUGAGGUUAAGGACGCAACCGGCAACGAGGACGACCAAGCCACAGGCAACAUCUUUGUCGAGGCUGCGGACCAAAAGGCUGACGAGGAGGCCAACUCGCCACCGAGCCAAAAGAUAGAAAGCGUGAAACCGGCAAUGUUUGGUGCAGCUGCCCAAGCUGUUCCCAGCCGGAAGCCAAUCCUGGAUGACGACAAUGUGGAAUCUUUGAAGAAGCAGGGUGGGGAUAUUCCUGCCACUCUGUCGUCUGUGGCGUCUUCGGCCUACUCGGUCGCCCUCUCCCGUGCGUCGGUACAGUAUGAGUCAGCCGUCAAGAUCAUUUCAGACAGCAUGCCCAAGGGUACAGCCCAGCCGAUGCAUGUUUCUCUUUUGUCUUCUGUAUCGGACGCUUAUGGUAAGGCUGUCGCCUCUGCCAGUGCUCAUCUUGACGAGGCUAUCAAGUCGGCCGAGAGUCUGUAUGGCGCAGCAUCAAAGAAGGUUGUGCCGACGCCUACGCCCACUCCUUACCUGGACUGGAGUGCGGUCGAGUCAAUUGCUGCCGAGCGACUGAGCCAGGGUCGCAGUUGGGCCGAGGAACAAUAUUCCAGCGCCAAGGUCGCGAUUGGCGCUGCAACCCCAACGCCUACUUCCCCGGUGGAGAAGUUGAUGCAGAACGCCCAGUACAACUACUACGCCGGCUUGGGCGUCGCACAAGCCCGCUACACCGAGUUCCUCUCGGCAGCAUCUGCGGCCUUUAGCUCCAUGACAGCGACACCUACCCCAACCGACAUCCAGGGCACCAUGUCGUCUGUGGCUUCAGUCGCUGGCGAGUCCGCAGCGUCAGUUGCGUCUGUUGUUGGCGAGAAUGCUUCUUCUGUUGCUUCAGUCGUUGGCGAGAACGCCUCUUCGGUUUAUGACGCUGCAGGUAGCGCCAUUGGGGCUGCAGGUUCUGCUGUGUCGCACAAUUGGGAGGCCGUCGUCAGUGACCUCAGCUCGAGAGUGUACGGUGUACCAGCCCCAACCCCUUGGUACGAGGGCUUGUACAACGCGGCUGGCGAGUAUGUCGCUGCUGCUACAGACGCUGUGAAUCUUGGAACGCCAACAGAAAAGAAUGCUGCGGCCAAAGCGACGGAUGAGGCGGCAAAACAGUAUGCUGUCGUGAGUAGCAUUAUCUCCGAGCUCGUUGUGGGCCGUGAGCCGAGCUUCUCUGAGAGCGUCUUUUCACGAUUGGGCGACGCUUAUAAGCUCGCCAGCGCCACUGCCGCAAGCGUUGCUGGUGAAGCCACCGAUGCUGUCAAGAGCGCUGCUGAAGCUGGGAGGCAAAAGGUGGAACAGGUCAAGGAUGAGUUGUGAAGCUGUGUCUCUUAAUAAUGGAAGCAUUGGGUCUUGAGGGGAGAUGGAGUUUGAGGUUUCAGUCAAUGAUAACGAAUAAAAGCUCAGGUUGAUGAGGUUGGGAGGGCGACAGGCAGGUAGGGACAAGCGACGAACGCAUGUAUGCAGAUCAAGCACGUGUUAAGAUAUUUCUUUUUGUUUAUUUUUGCUUGUGUUGAGGAUUCGUCCAUCAUUCAUGGUAUGCUCUUGGUUUGGAGAGUUAAUAGCGGGCUAUCGAACAUUUGUCUCGUUAUUUGUUUGCUCAAGUUGCCGUUUGCUCUCAUUACGUGCACCUCAUCUCCAUUAAUCACCGAUAUUUUGCCUCUUG
Molecule: messenger RNA, 4321 nt
Organism: Pyricularia grisea
Lineage: Eukaryota; Fungi; Ascomycota; Sordariomycetes; Magnaporthales; Pyriculariaceae
Exons: 3
Coding region: 241-3975 (1244 amino acids)
Biological process (GO): protein transport
Source: RefSeq, a predicted model, not a curated record